AUGAGCUCUCUGGUGUCCGAAUUUCUUAUUAAUCCAGUCCUUCGCCACGCUCGUCGAUUCUCGCGCUCCGAUCCUGAGACCGAUCACAUCGAUCCCGUCACGAAUCAACGGACAGCCCUCGAUAGUACCCAUGAGGAUGCCAUUGAGGACAUAGCCGAGCGCCUGGAGGCUCUGGGAGGGAGCAGAAACGGAGAACACGGCGGCGCAGAAACAAUAUCGGGCUCGGCUUUGACGUCGUCUCCGAUAGAGGAGCAUGGGGGACUCGAUGCAGAGCCUAGAGUUCUCGAAGAAAUCCGGGACCGAAGUGCGCCAUCGACAAGCAGUGGCGGGAUGCCACACAGAUCAUCAUCGCUUCGGUCAGAUCCUGGUCAAGUCGACGACGAAAUGACUGACAACCCUUCUUUUGGAAUCCCGAACCGAUUUCGAGCAAAUUCGGCCGCGAGCACCACGUUUAGUACUCGCAAUUCUACAAGUGCAAUGAGUGCCACCGACAUUCCACCCAGACGAAAUGCUCGCGAGAGAGGCCAGCCUGGGUCUGCCAGUCGUACGAAAAACAGCUCUUUACCAGAAGAUGAUGGAAUGGGCGCCCUGAGACAACAAAUUAUCCACAUACAAGCCAUGGAAAUCCCAGCGGACCAAAAGGCUCGGUUCAUGCAACAGCUCCUCACUCGACAAUACUCAGAGGCGCAAGAGAUAUUCCAUGCUAAGCAGCAGCAGCCAACUGCGCCGUCUCCUGCAAGCAUGAUCAGCCAGGAGAGACCUGUUGGGCCAGGCUCGUUGAGCUCAUUCUUGUGGCAGAUGAACGGCGACGAUGAGCUGCCGGCCACCGAUCAGCAGCAUACAUUUCACUUGUCACCAGGUGAUCUGGAACAGACCUACGCGCCUCCAGAUCCACCCGAAACCGACGAGGAUGGGAAUGUUAUUGUAAAAGACGAGGUCGAAGUCCUAGGCUGCACGCACUACAAAAGAAACGUGAAGCUGCAGUGUUCAGCGUGUGAUAAAUGGUAUACGUGCAGAUUAUGCCAUGAUGAGGCUGAGGAUCACAUACUAGAUCGCAAGGCAACCAAAAACAUGCUCUGCAUGAUAUGCUCUUGUGCGCAACGUGCUGGUGAGUUCUGCGUCAACUGUGGGGAGAGGACAGCUUGGUAUUAUUGUGGAGUCUGCAAGCUCUGGGACAACGAUGCCGACAAAAGUAUAUACCACUGUAAUGAUUGUGGUAUAUGUAGAAAAGGCCGUGGUCUCGGGAAAGAUGUGUUUCAUUGCAAGACCUGCGGUACAUGCAUGUCAAUGGCCAACGAGAAAUCCCACAAAUGCAUCGAACGAGUGUCCGAUUGCGACUGUCCCAUAUGCGGAGAAUACAUGUUUACUUCUCCUUCGCCUGUCGUUUUUAUGCUCUGUGGCCACGGCAUCCAUAGAGCCUGUUAUGACAGACACAUGAAGUCUUCAUACAAAUGUCCUAUAUGCAGCAAAAGCACGGUCAAUAUGGAAACCCAGUUCCGGAAUUUAGACCGGGCUAUCGACGCCCAGCCUAUGCCUCCUCAAUUCCGAGAUACGAAGGCCAUGGUUUCAUGCAACGACUGCUAUGCCAAAAGUGCUGUCCAGUACCACUGGCUUGGGCUGAAGUGCGCCAUCUGCGACUCCUACAAUACCGCCCAACUUUCCAUAUUAAGUGAUCCUGCUGUUGAGGUCCCACCGCUCGAAAGCCGAGAGGUCGAGACCAGUGUAACACCUGAACCGAGUAGAGACAACCUCUCGCCUCCACAGCCUAGUACUGGACUUGUCCGUCACAGGAGACAUUCUGCACAUGUUCAAGUCUCGUCAUCAUCAGGAGAAUCAGCCCGCUUCGCCCCUUAUGCCCGGCGCCCCCGCAUCGGCAGAUCCGUCUCUCCGGUAAGGGGACUUGGAUUCUUUCAUGACCCAGUAUCAUCUCAAGCUCUGGAGACGGAUGAUUCCGUUCAUGGCGAUGAUGAUUUGGAUUUCUGGGGGAGAGACGAGCCUCGGAGUGUGACCUCAGUGGAGAAUAUUGAGGAAAUGGGAGAGGAGGAAGAAUCAGACGAUGAUGAUUCGGUGAUGGGCGACUGUGACGAUGACGAUGAUGUUGACGACGAGGAUGAAUUUGAGCUUUUCGGCCACCGAUGA
Molecule: messenger RNA, 2139 nt
Organism: Drepanopeziza brunnea f. sp. 'multigermtubi' MB_m1
Lineage: Eukaryota; Fungi; Ascomycota; Leotiomycetes; Helotiales; Drepanopezizaceae
Molecular function (GO): zinc ion binding
Source: RefSeq, a predicted model, not a curated record